Molecule: messenger RNA, 1606 nt
Organism: Rana temporaria (common frog)
Lineage: Eukaryota; Metazoa; Chordata; Amphibia; Anura; Ranidae
Exons: 12
Coding region: 1-1542 (513 amino acids)
Biological process (GO): cell-matrix adhesion
Cellular component (GO): stereocilium tip; cell surface; kinocilium
Source: RefSeq, a predicted model, not a curated record
AUGUUACAUUUUCUAACUGGCGAUCUGCAGUCGCAGGACCCACAAGCGCUCAGCUAUCAGGAAAUCUCCAACCUAUCCACAGUAAUCCCGGCUCUGAGUUACACCUUUCUGCAGGCUCUGAGCACACCACAGUUCCUUCCAGCCUUGUCUGAUCUGGGCUCAGCAAGACUGACACCUGCACAGGCUCGGGUGUUUGUUCAGAAAAUCCUAAACAGUGGAAAGAUCUCCGACGAGAUGCUAUCACACAUGGGCUCCUUGGUCCUGGGGCUCAGCCCUAUGUUCCUGCGACAGUUAUCAGCCAAUCAACUUACAGAGCUUCUCCCAGCUUUGACCAAUCAUUCACGCUCGCUGAGCUAUGCCCAAACACUGGCUGCCAUGAAGACAUUGUGGGGAUCCUGGAAUGUAACACUGCAUGAGUGGAGACCUCUUCUACAUUCAUUGCCACUCAUUUAUUUGCGCCCGCGGGCCCAGGAACUGGUGUCUGACCCCAAGAGUCUGCUUGAUGUGAGAUGGAAUCAGCAACAGGCACUAUUGCUGUUCCAUGUAGCUACCCAAACAAUGGAAGCCGGAGUCAGGUCAUCCGCAAAUUCAGCCAUUGGACAAGACUGCGACCUCCUACAAAGUAUUCUGCAGGAUAAAAUACAAAAUAUGACUCAGUACUAUGACAUCAUCAACUCAUUACCUCGUCAGCUGAUGCUCUGUGCGUUGGAUCAGAUCACAUCCCCUCCCCCGACCCUUCUAAAACGCUUAACCCCUCGGAAUCUGGCUGAGAUCCACCCCACUGUGGUGUCUCUUCUUCCUCAGACGUCUUGUAGGAUUGUGUUAAACGCGCUGAGGUCGGAGCCUCGGUUUGUGGCUGAAUUGCCCCAGCAGCGUCGCUUUGCCCUUCUCGAUGCCUUGGUACAAUGCCUGAAUUCAGGAGGCACCAUGUCCACGACAGAAAAACUUGUAAACCUUGGGCUCCUAACGCCAUUUCUCCAAGGGGCAACCUACCAGGUAUUGUCCCAGAAUAUAAUCCGGCAGAGCGUGGAACAAGUGACCAGCUACUGCUACCCACAAGAGACUCGACUGCUGCUCGCCCAACUGCUGCAAGCGCCACAAGCUUUCAGGUCUCCGACACUGUGGACCUCUUCAUCACUAGAGCGGUUGGAUAGGCUGGUCCCUUUAUUGCCAGUCAGUACUCUGCAAUCUCUCAGCACAACAGCAAUCUCCAGCCAAUGGGUGAUACAGAUCUUAUCUGAAGAACAUCGAUGGAGGAAGUCCCCUCUGGGCGAUGCUUGUACGCGGGCAGAGGAUGCAACUGAGUCUCAGGACAGCAUGCAGAGACGGCGCACCUUGCUCAAAAAGUCAUCUCUGAAUUCAGCAAGCGGUCCUGAGUGCAACAUUCUCCGUGACAGCAUUGUCUCUGCGUGGGGGGUGGAGCUACUCCUGGCAAUGGCGCCCACCGAUUUCAUGGACUGUCUGGAAGUCAUCGGUCAGGACCCCGUGAUCCCAACCAGCGAGCUGACUCUUCUACUGGCCAGAGUGUUACAGGUACUAUAAAAAAAUUGUGUCUGCGCAACUUAAAUGAUAAUCACUAAAAAAUAUAAAGCGAGCGCCGCCCCUC